Pleuronectes platessa (European plaice) is the source of this 807-nucleotide messenger RNA. RefSeq names its product cell adhesion molecule 4-like. The coding region runs from base 86 to 523 and encodes 145 amino acids. The transcript has 4 exons. The record is from RefSeq and is a predicted model, not a curated record. Lineage: Eukaryota; Metazoa; Chordata; Actinopteri; Pleuronectiformes; Pleuronectidae.
UCUGAGUUGAUUUCAUGAUCUUGCAUGUUUUACACCAGACGCUCCAAAGCCUCCCUCUGUGUCAGUGAGUCCCUCUGGUGAGAUCAUGGAGGGCAGCUCAGUGACUCUGACCUGCAGCAGUGAUGCUAACCCAGCAGCUAACUACACCUGGUACAAGGAGGACGAGGACUCACCAACAGCAUCAGGACAAAUCUUCACCAUCACUAAUAUCACAGCUGAACAUGGUGGAAAGUAUCAGUGUGAGGCCCAGAACACACACGGACGUAGUUAUACCACCUUACAUCUGACUGUUGGAGCAGGGAAGUCAGUGAUAAUCAUGAAUAUCAUCAGGCUGACUCUGGUGGUCGUGCUGGUUCCAGUGCUGGUCUGGACUCUGUGGACGAGGAUGAAGAAAACUCUGAGCUUGAAAUCAGAAGUGAAUGAAGCUGUGGAGAUGAUAGAGUCACACAACUGUCCUGAGUAUGAGAACAUUGCUGCUGCAGCACAGACAGAAGACACAGAGGAGCAGGAAGACCUGGUGUGAAGCAUCAGGUCAGAGCCACUGUGACAAACAGAACCAAGAUGGACGACUUCAGAGAACAUCUGUACAAGCGAGUUUUACAGAAACCAUAGUGUGUAGUUAUUAAAUACAGGAAAUCUGUCCAAGCUGCAAAAUAUCUGAGUGCAAGCGCAGAGUUUGAGCACAAGCACGUUUUUUUUGCUGUUACCCUCUGAACUGUGUUGGAGGUCUUGGUGAUGAGCCCUUGAGGCUUUGGUUACACCACGUGACUCAUUUCCUGUCUUAUACAUGAUAUUAAUGUGGUUAUU